GUGUUUUCUCUCUUUAACUUGUCCAUCAUGGCGGCCAGGAGGAGGCUGAAACGCGUGGUGGCUUCUCAGCCUGGUUUUAUCAACUUAAAGUCCGCUCCAGGAGCUGAAGGUUCGGCCAGCACGCGGAGAAAAAGACUGAACAAGAACAAGAAGAAGAACUGGAACAAACACAUCGACAUAGAUGACGUAGACGAGUUCCUGGAGGACGUCAGACACCAGCAGAGGACCACAGGGGGUCUGCUGUCUGAGAAGCCAGAUGACAGUUUGUUCUUUUUGGAUGUUGGACAACCAAAGAAAGCUGAACAGAAAGAAGCAGAGCCGGCGGCGGGGAGGACGAGGAAAGGCCGAGCGCAGCGUCCUCUGAGGAUAGACCUGAUCCUGCAGCACGACUCCCUCGUCCCAGCACCCAAAGAUGUGUUGGCCCACCAGCAGCCUAACGCCAAGAAGCUCCGGCGCAUCGCCCAGAAGGCGGAGCAGCUGGCGGCCAGAGGCGUGGUGCCCCGGAGGCAGAAGCUGCUGCUGAACAGACGGACGGUUACCAGGACGACCAGGAAGUCUGUGACGGAGGCCAACAACAACCCAGACAGAGAGUACUACGACAUCUGGGGACAGGAGGCCAAAGAUCCAGCUGACCCCUGGUACCUUCAACAGACGGGCAAGAAGCGUGUAAAGCGGCCAGAGAAGCUGAAUGAGAAGCCGUCGGUGCUGCCGGCGGUGGAGGUGAUCGCCCCCGGAGGAUCUUACAACCCAGACUUCCUGUCCCAUCAGGCGCUGCUGAAGGAGGCUCACGAGGUGGAGGUCAAGAAACAAAAGGCGGAAGACAAAAUCGUGAGACAGCUGGCUGUCAACAAAGACGACACGGCAACAGAGGAGACGAUAUUAAGAGAACAGGUGGAAGGCCUGGUGGAGGAGGAGGAGGAGGAGGAGGAGGAGGAUGAUGAAGAUGAAGCAGCAGCUCCUGAUGAAGAGGAGGGAGCAGCAGUGGGAGCCAUCACGCUGUCAGUGAAGAAGACUGAGAGACAGAGGAAGAAAGAGAGGGCAGACAAAGUGAAGGAGCAAAGGCGACAGGCCAACAGACACCGGAGUGACCAGCGGCAGCAGCUCUUCCAGCUUCGCUCCAUCAAGACCUCCAUCAAACAGCAGGAGCAGGACACCAAGGACAAACAGAAAAUACGCAAGGACAACCAGGAGGCAGAGAAAGCUCAGCCCAGACGUCUCGGCAAACUCAAGUUUAAGGCUCAGGACAUGGAGGUCCAGCUGAGUGACGAGCUGGCCGGAUCCCUGCGACAACUCAAGCCAGAGGGCAGCGUCCUCAAGGAUCGCUUCAAGAGUCUGCAGAAGAGGAACCUGAUCGAACCGAGAGAACGAGCCAAAUUCAAGAGGAGACUCAAGGUGAAGUAUCAGGAGAAGAGGGCUUUUAGAGAGAUCACUUAGUGCCGGCCCACAGACCUCAGGAGCUCCACACCAGAUGGAUUCGCUGCAUUUAAAGCCACAAACGCACCAUUAAGGAACCGUGUAUAUACGACUAAUGACUGUUAAGGGCCUGUUUGACCCCUUCACAUGAUUACAUCUGCUCACAAAUUAAUGUCACAUCAAUUAUAUAAAAUUUAAUGUGUUGGUUACCAGC
Molecule: messenger RNA, 1627 nt
Organism: Centropristis striata (black sea bass)
Lineage: Eukaryota; Metazoa; Chordata; Actinopteri; Perciformes; Serranidae
Gene: nop53
Product: NOP53 ribosome biogenesis factor
Exons: 12
Coding region: 28-1434 (468 amino acids)
Biological process (GO): ribosomal large subunit assembly; rRNA processing
Cellular component (GO): nucleolus
Molecular function (GO): 5S rRNA binding
Source: RefSeq, a predicted model, not a curated record